Lontra canadensis (Northern American river otter) is the source of this 1344-nucleotide messenger RNA. RefSeq names its product N-myc and STAT interactor (gene NMI). Gene Ontology annotation, molecular function: nucleic acid binding. NCBI's taxonomy places the organism in Eukaryota, Metazoa, Chordata, Mammalia, Carnivora, Mustelidae. The transcript has 10 exons. Gene Ontology annotation, cellular component: cytoplasm. The record is from RefSeq and is a predicted model, not a curated record. Bases 88 to 1128 code for a protein of 346 amino acids.
CGCUCCGCGCACCGCCCAGCCGGCUUUCCCGGAAGGGCGGGCGCGCUGGGCUCCCGGCGCUGUGUUCCACCGGCGAGGCGGGUAAUCAUGGCAACCGAUGAGGAUAACAAAAAACAAGUUCUUAAGGAGCCUUUGUCAGAUAAAGAAUUUAUGAACGAUGAACAAAGAGAGAGAUUAAUUGAUGAAAUUGUAAAGGAAAAUACUCAGUUAAAGGAGGAGAUCCAAAGGCUUGAAACUGAGUUACAAGAGGCCACCGGAAACUUCCAGGGGUACAGAUUACGAAUUUUGCUGAUAGUCUCUCUUCACAUUUUUAUAAAUCUAAGUUUGAUAAUGGUUAAAAAGUUGAUGGACAGGUGUUGGAUUAAAGAGGAUAUUCCUGAAACAAAGGUGAAGUUCGCAUCUUUAGAGAAUCCUGAGAAUGACAGCCAGUUUUUAAAUAUCUCCUGUUCAUUUCAAGUGAGCUCACAAGUUCUUUAUGAGCUGCAGAAAGGACAAGCCCUUAUCACCUUUGAAAAAGAAGAAGUUGCCCAGAACAUCAUCAGGAUGGGGAAGCAUCAUGUGAAGAUAGAAGAUGUAAAUGUGGAGGUUUUGGCCAAGCCAGUUCCAUUAAAUUCAGGAGUCAGAUUCCAGGUUCAUGAAGCGUACUCUAAGGUGAAGAUCAACGUUACUGAAAUUCCUGAUGGAUUGCCCGAAGAUCAGAUGAGAGACAAGCUAGAACUAAGCUUUUCUAAGUCCAGAAACGGAGGCGGGGAAGUGCUCCGCGUGCAGUACGAUAAGCCGUCCCGCAGUGCUGUGAUCACGUUCACGGAACCUGGAGUUGCUGACAAGAUUUUGAAAAAGAAAGACUAUCCGCUUUAUAUAAAUCAAAACUGCUAUAGAGUUACUGUUUCUCCAUACACAGAAACACACUUGAAAAAUUUUCAGGUGUUUUCGGGAAUAUCGGAGAGGACAGUGCUUCUGACUGGGCUGGAAGACCUUCAGAUGACGGAUAUAGAACUUUUAGAGGAUUUAGUUAGCAUUCAUUUCCAACGGGAGAUGAACGGAGGUGGAGAGGUGGAAGUGGUCAAAUGUUCUCUAGGUCAACCUUGCAUCGCAUACUUUGAGGAAGAGAGGAAUGGAAUGAUCUGAAUAUUACUAGAGCCUGUGAGCCCAAAUCACUGUCAGUAUGUGACAAAAAUGGAUAUCCCUUUUCCUUUAAAGAAUGAAGUCUUUUAAUUCUUUAGUGGCCAUUUAUUCUUAGAUACAAAAUAUCCAUGUUUCUGAAUUCUUCUUUGUUUCAAACCCUGUUGCAUGCUUACCAAUGCAGUAAGUGCUCUAUAUUAAAAAGUUUUGUUUGUUCAUAAA